Molecule: messenger RNA, 1182 nt
Organism: Diaporthe amygdali
Lineage: Eukaryota; Fungi; Ascomycota; Sordariomycetes; Diaporthales; Diaporthaceae
Exons: 3
Coding region: 1-1182 (393 amino acids)
Source: RefSeq, a predicted model, not a curated record
AUGGCCGAAAAUGACUCGGAAUUCAUCGGCAACAGACUUACAAUCUUUGUGGCUGUGUUCACACCACUGCAGCUCCUCACCGUCGUGCUGCGUUUCUAUGCGCGGAGCCUCACGGCACACCGCUAUGGUGUGGAUGACUGGCUGGUGAUGGCAGCUCUCCUUGGACAAUUUGUCGCUACCGGUAUCGCCAUAGGGUCCCUCAAACAAGCCGGUGUCGGAUACCAUAUUGAAUGGAUCAUGGCAACCAACCCCCAUCUCGCCAUCAUGUUCUUGAAAUAUUUGCUCGCAAUCUCAUCGUGGUACUAUGUGACCAUCAGUCUCUCCAAGCUCGCCAUCUGCGUAUUCUACCGCACGUUGUUUCCUCAGCGCAGUGUACUCAUCAUCCUGUCUCUGACGGCGGGGAUUAUGAUAUGCACUGCCAUUGCCAGUCUCGUGAGCAACCUAGCGGCCUGCAAACCAUUCAGUGCAAACUGGGCCCCGACGGACGUUCAGGCCGAAAAAUGCAUCGACAAGGAGAAGCUGUACGUCUGGAGCACAUUUCCCAAUAUCAUCACAGACGUCAUUCUUCUAGCGAUUCCUCUUCCCAUUGUCUGGGGACUACAGACAUCCAAGCAGCUGAAGAUGGCCUUGACGGCAACUUUUGUGUUCGGCAGCAUAGGGCUAAUUGCAUCUAUCCUACGCUUCGUCGCGUUCUCAAACACUAACUCAUUCAUUGAUGCCACAUUCAAUGCCGUGGAACUCAUCAUCUGGACGGUCGCAGAGCCCGGCAUCUACCUGAUCGCAGCUUGCCUUAUGACCUACCGCCCACUCCUCGAGAAAUUCAGCCCCAAGAUGCGCUUGCAACGGUCCGGCCGAUGGCCUUCCAAAUAUAUCAAGCAAUUUUCCUCGCGAGCGAAACGGGGAGGGUCCUCCAAGAACACGAACUCAGAGCCCGAGAGUCAUGCGUCCCGAGUGUUUCCCGCAGACGCCACGCGCAGCUUUGGUAGCGACAGAGGCAUACUGCUUUCUGACGUACCCACACGGGAAGAUGGAUUCGAGCAGCGACCGGGUCCGGAACAGCGGCAGGAUGACGGAUCCCCUGCAAAUCAGUCACAGCCGGCGAGAAUUGUGAGGACUACGAACAUCCACAUGUCUUGGGACAACGUCAGCACGGGAAAUGGACCCACAGAAGGUGCUCGUUGA